Acanthoscelides obtectus is the source of this 207-nucleotide messenger RNA. NCBI's taxonomy places the organism in Eukaryota, Metazoa, Arthropoda, Insecta, Coleoptera, Chrysomelidae. The record is from the annotation of a GenBank genome assembly.
GAACAAAUAAACAAUGUGUGAUAAAUGCGCGAAGUUAACAAAGCAACAAUUGAAAGAUUACCAUUGGGUAACAUCACCUUUAUUUUUUAUUACGGCUGAAAUUCUUUGGGGCAAAAAUUUGGUGUAAAACAAUCCCAUAUUUCUUGAAGCUUUUGUCUCAGUUCGGUGAUUGUACGAGCAGGAUGUUGUCGUAGAACCUUUUUCAUC